AUGGAUAUUGACCCUCCCGCCCCCCAAAACGACCCAACAAUAACAACAACGACAAACCCAGUCCCACACCCGACCUCAACACCAACGCAAACAAAACCACCCACCUCCCACACCCACACCCGCACCCUCACAACCCUCACCCUCAAAUCCCCCCCCUCCGCCUACGCCCACCUCUCCCUCUCCACCCCCACAACAACCACCACCAGCAGCAACAACAACAACAACAACAACAACAACAACAACAACAACAACAACCCCGACAUCCUACAACUACGCGCCUACCUAACCACCGCCCUCCGGCAAUUCCUCGGCGACACCGGCGCCGCCAUCCCCAUCGACUUCCUGGCGGUGCGCGACGGCGGGGACGCGUGGGUGCGGGUGCCGCGGCCCGACCUGGCGGCGUUUGUGGGGGCGGUGACAGCGUUUGGGGGGAUGGACAUGUCCGGCGCCGGUGGUGGUGGUGGUGGUGGUGGUGGUGAUGGUAAUGGAGGGGAGGAAGGGGGGAGGAUGGUGUUGCGGGUGGUGGCGAGCGGGGAUUGGUUGGGGAGUUUGAUUGGGAAGGAGGGGGAGGGGAGGCUGUGGGUUGAUUGA
Messenger RNA from Chaetomium globosum CBS 148.51, 591 nucleotides. RefSeq lists its product as uncharacterized. The transcript has a single exon. The record is from RefSeq and is a predicted model, not a curated record. NCBI's taxonomy places the organism in Eukaryota, Fungi, Ascomycota, Sordariomycetes, Sordariales, Chaetomiaceae. Gene Ontology annotation, cellular component: ribonuclease MRP complex; nucleolar ribonuclease P complex. Gene Ontology annotation, molecular function: ribonuclease MRP activity. Gene Ontology annotation, biological process: nuclear-transcribed mRNA catabolic process, RNase MRP-dependent; intronic box C/D snoRNA processing; tRNA processing. The coding region runs from base 1 to 591 and encodes 196 amino acids.